UCCUCUCGCCGGCAGUCGCGAUUGAACGUUCAUUGUCGACGACAGUUUCAAAGGUUUUAGGUGUGUAGUUCUGUUCACAAUGGUUCGAGACAGGAACAUGGAAAAACUUCAAGAUCUUGCAAAUAAAUUGCGUAUCGAUUGCGUGCAAGCAACUGAAGCAUCAAAAAGCGGGCAUCCCACAUCAUGUGCGUCUAUGGCCGAAAUUAUGUCCGUUCUUUUCUUCCAUACAAUGCGUUUUAAGGUAUCAGCACCACGUGAUCCGAACAGUGAUAGAUUUGUCCUUAGCAAAGGUCACGCGGCUCCAAUUCUUUACGCAGCAUGGGCGGAAGCAGGCUUGUUCCCAACCAGCGAGUUAUUGAAUUUAAGAAAAAUCGACAGCGAUCUGGAAGGACAUCCUACCCCGAGGCUCAAUUUUGUAGACGUAGGAACCGGUUCAUUAGGACAAGGUCUCUCAGUUGCAGCAGGAAUGGCUUAUGUUGGAAAGAAUUACGAUAAAGCCAGUUACCGUGUUUAUUGUUUAAUUGGCGACGGAGAAGCGGCCGAAGGUUCUAUCUGGGAAGCCCUCCAUUUUUCAUCCUAUUACAAAUUAGACAAUCUCUGUGCUAUCUUUGACAUCAAUCGUCUUGGACAAAGCGAGCCUACUUCGCUGCAACAUAAUAUGGAAGUUUACCGUAAAAGAUUAGAGGCCUUUGGUUUCAAUGCUUUAGUCGUGGAUGGUCAUGAUGUAGAAGAAUUAGCGAAGGCUUUCCAUGAAGCGCAAAAUACAAAAGGACGUCCCACUGCCAUCUUAGCUAAGACUUUUAAGGGUAAAAAUUUCCCUGAAAUUGAAGAUCUGGAAAACUGGCAUGGCAAGCCUUUGGGUAACAAGGCAGCUGAAGUUAUUCAGCAUUUGAAUGGACUUUUGAAAAACUCUGGACCUCUUGGCCUACAUCCACAAAAGCCACUUGUAGAUGAUGCUCCCAUUGUAGAUAUCAGCAACGUUGCGUUGGCUUCACCUCCAAAUUACAAAAUAGGCCAACAAGUAGCUACUAGGUUGGCUUAUGGUACAGCUCUUGCAAAGCUAGCACAAAAUAAUCCUCGUGUCAUAGCUUUGGAUGGUGAUACAAAGAAUUCCACUUAUGCCGAGAAGAUAAAAGCGGUUGACCCAGCUAGAUUUAUCGAAGGAUUUAUUGCCGAACAGAAUGUUGUGGGUGUUGCCGUCGGUGCUGCUUGCAGAGAUCGUACCGUCGCGUUUGUAUCCGCUUUUGCGACAUUCUUCACGCGUGCCUUUGAUCAGAUUCGCAUGGGUGCGAUAUCUCAGACGAAUAUAAACUUUGUCGGUUCGCAUUGCGGCGUGUCUAUCGGUGAGGACGGACCCUCGCAGAUGGGCUUGGAGGACAUCGCAAUGUUCCGCGCAAUCCCGGGUUCUACCAUCUUUUACCCGAGCGAUGCCGUAUCGACGGAGCGUGCCGUCGAAUUGGCGGCCAACACCAAGGGCAUUUGCUUCAUUCGCACUUCUCGUCCGGCCACGACCAUUUUGUACAAGAACGAUGAGCCACUGGCCAUCGGUAAAGCCAAAGUAGUCAGAUCUUCAGCUAAGGAUAAAGUGCUCGUGAUCGGCGCCGGUGUAACGUUGCACGAGGCAAUCAAGUCUGCCGACGACUUAGCCAAGGUUGGACUCAACAUCCGCGUAAUCGAUCUGUUCACGGUUAAACCCAUCGAUGCACAAACUAUUAUAAAGAACGCCAAAGAAGUCGGCGGGCGGAUCAUCACUGUUGAAGAUCAUUACGCGGAAGGAGGUUUGGGAGAGGCAGUUCAAUCCGCGGUUGCUAUGGAAAGAGACAUAAUAGUAAAGAAACUGGCGGUAUCUGAAGUACCACGUUCCGGUCCGCCAACGGUAUUGCUCGAGAAAUAUGGCAUCAGUGCUCGUAAUAUUAGUACGGCAGUGGAAGAAAUUAUGAAAUAUUAAUUUCACGGCUGCAGAUCGCUGGUUAGAUCGAGAAGCUACAUAUAAAUAUUCCAUUUUUUCCAAAGCACAAAUUUUGAUGGAUACAUAACAAAACAUUCCAUCUCUUUAAAAAUAUUUACACAACGAUUGAAACUGGUGUAAUUUUGGUAGAGUUAAAUUUCUGAUGAUCCAGACAUGGGAGAAUAGUUUGCAGCAUUGAAAUCUGAAUCUAACAGAAAUAAAUUUCAAACGCUGCUCUAAAAUAACUAAUGUACAUUGAGUGUACACAUAAUCAGGAAAAGCAUUUAUUUCUAAGCAGUGGUAUAAUACAUAGUCUGUUAAUUAAAAGGAAACAUCUUUAUAUAAAUAUAUAUUUACGAUUUAUAUAAAACGGCAAAUUUGUAAACACGUUUGUAUAUUUUUCUAACAGGAAAGUUCAUUCCUUAAUAAAAUUUUAUUUUUUGAUGUUGCAUAUACUAAAAAUACUUUUACGUUUAUUACAAGGCACAAGAAUAAAAUAUUAAAAUAUUUUUGGAAUUUUAUAGAACAUCAAAGUGAAAAUAGAACUAUUAU
Molecule: messenger RNA, 2500 nt
Organism: Monomorium pharaonis (pharaoh ant)
Lineage: Eukaryota; Metazoa; Arthropoda; Insecta; Hymenoptera; Formicidae
Product: transketolase-like protein 2
Exons: 8
Coding region: 80-1948 (622 amino acids)
Molecular function (GO): transketolase activity; thiamine pyrophosphate binding
Source: RefSeq, a predicted model, not a curated record